Molecule: messenger RNA, 8931 nt
Organism: Anopheles moucheti
Lineage: Eukaryota; Metazoa; Arthropoda; Insecta; Diptera; Culicidae
Exons: 3
Coding region: 1-5520 (1839 amino acids)
Molecular function (GO): protein binding
Source: RefSeq, a predicted model, not a curated record
AUGUUGUUCGAGUCAGUCCAAAAUGGUGACCUCGACCGGGUACGCCACCUGUUGGACGGUGGUGCGGACGUUAAUGCGCGGGACGGCAAGUUCUUCAAUACGGCCCUCCACCGAGCCGUAUUUGCCCGCCGGAACCGGCUCGAGAUGAUGGCCCUACUCGUCGAACGGGGUGCCGACUGUAAUGCACUCAACAAAAAGCGCCUCACCGCGUCCGAACUCGCGCUCGAGAACCGGCUGCCGGAGGUAGCAAAGGAGUUGGUACGGUGCGAAACCCAACACCUGGACGACCAUCUCGCUUACUACCUGCUGAUACGGCGCGGCAAUCUGCAGCUGUUCGAGUACCUGAUCUCGAUCAAGCGGCUCCAGUACGAGGACGAAAUCUGCGUCAUUGCCCGGGCAUACGGUGAGCUACGGUUGCGGAACGUACCGCUCAACGAACCGAUGGAGUCGUACCUGAACGAGAUCCUGAUCAAUCACGACUACUGGUUGCGGAACCGGGUCCGCAGCGGAUGGACCGAUAGCCGGCGGGAAACGCUAUGCCGCUUAGAAGCGAUCGUCGCAAAUGUCCAGCAGCUGACCGGUGGCUACGACAGCCACAAUCUGACGGACGUGGACAGUCUGUUUCUUCUUCGGUUGUCCUACAUACUGGAGAAUCUUUUCUUCGUCCGCAACGCCUACAAACAGCUGCCGCUGCAUCACAUGGAAUUUUGUAUCGGCAUUUUUCUACACAUCUGGAAAAAUCCUCCCCGAUAUGACAUGUACAAAAUGCUGAUCGACAAACGCAAACUCCUACUCUACCUUGGAGCCGUUGCAAACGAACUGAAGAAAAUUCUCGCCCUACCAGGUAACGCCGCGCGCAAAACAUCCGUCACAUCCACCUCGCCAGAAGAAAGCAGUACCUCCGACGGAACCAGCCCUUCGAGCCUUAGUUUGGUGUGUCCAAAAUUCCCAAAAGCUUGCCUUAAGUUCCGCUGGACAAACGAGAGAAACCGGGAGCUUAUGUUCUGCCAUUACGUUGUCACUGGCGGCACGUGCGACGGUGAUCGGCCCAACUAUCGAGCCCGGUUACACGAACUGUGGCUAGAACGGCAACGAGCGCAGGAACCCCAGGGCUGCAUUGCCGAUGGCGAACAGCCUCCCUGGGACCUUACCGAACAGAACCUGCUCACGCAGCAGCGCAAAAUUGAGCGCGACCAGCUACUACCGGAGGAGAUCCGUCGACGCACCGAAACGGAUGCGAUUAGUUAUCGGUAUUAUAUGCGUACCAGCCUCCCAAAAGUGUCGGACAAAAAUCGUAAAGUGUUCCGUAAGAUGUCAAAGUGCUAUCGGCGCAUGCUGGAACUGCACGCCAUUAAUCGGGCACUCGGGUACAUCGACUCCGUAUCGGAGCUGGACUGGUCGUGCGAUCGGGAAAUUAAAACACUAGCAAUGAAGCGUGUGGUGCAGGUGGUUUGUGAAAGCAUCCGACACGGACGUGACACACCCAUUCUUACACGACAUCAAGAAUGUUUCGUUAAUGUGCUCACACCGCAACGAAUACUUGGUGACGCUCGGGUUCGUGACUAUCUCUCGCACUACCGACGGGGUAGUGAUUUGUUGGCUAUUCUAACCGCUAGUUGUCCGCAUGAGGAUGAUCGACGGGACCAUCUUCACAUCAACGAUGACUCGCCGGGCUGUGAGGAAUUGCAUCGCAAUCUCAAAAUUUUGCGCCAUUUGUUCCAGUAUGCACGGAACCUCCUGCAUAUACUGGCCAUCAAGACGCUAGUCAAUCGGUUGUACGACAGUAAAAGUCUGGAGGAGAUUAAGUCCUAUUACGCUUACCUUUUUCGUCACAAUCCGGUAGAACAUCUGGAGGAGCUAGAAUGUGCUCCAUUCACGUUGCUUGAGCUCGGUGUUUUGGUGGAUGCGAUCGAGGAAGAAUAUCACGGUGCGGGAGUUCCCUCGAACGAUCAUAUUCGGCGGAUACGAACGAAAAUCACCCAGGAAAUUCACAGUUAUAAGACGCUCCAUCAACACUUCAGCAACACGAUGCUCAUGGUGGAAGGUCUCAUAUCGAAGAUCAAAUCGAACCACAGCUACGAGAAAAUGCGUCAUAUCUUCCGGUCCCAUCUAAAAGUGUUAGAAACAUCCCAACGUAGCAUUGAUGUCCAGUUUUUGGUAGGCCUUCGCAGUGCUCUUCUCACAUACUUUUACGAUGAUCUCCCAGAGCUGCGGCAUCGGUGCGAACUGGAGCGAAGGGUAGCUCUGUUAGUAUGUCGCGUUUUGUACGCCAUUGACAGGAAGCUUUACCAACGGUCGUGUGCUUCUUGUGGACCUCAGACAGUGCAUCUUGCAGGUGGUGAUAAUUCGCUACUUUUAAAACGUCUCGAAGAAGCAACCGGUCAACAACUUUCAUACCUCAUCAAAGAUCCCAACUUUUGCAAACUUCAAGACCAUCCCGAAAAGCGCUACGAUCUGCUCCGACAGCUCCUGCGACGACACCGUGUCCUAUACAGUGCUAACCUGCUCGCUGACCUGCGCCGUGAUGAGGAACGUGAGACGGAGGAAAAAGUAGCCCAGCUGCAGAAGCUAUUCCUUGACCAAAACAUGAACAUGAAACCAUUCGAGCGGGUGGAUGAAAUUGCAUUCGAAAUGCUGAUGCUGGAAGCCACAAGCGCACUGUCGGCGAAGUUAGUCGACAACCGGGAGAGUCUCUGCAAUUAUUUACCAGUGCUGACGGGGCGAAAUUUGCGCAACUACCUCGCACACGGUCACAUCACGUACGAGAUACUGAUACCAAACACGGGACCGAAAACGAUCCUGCUCAAUGCGCUCAGCAUUAUCAAGCUGUCGAAGAACAUUAUUUCGGAGAUCUACGAUCGGCACGGUUGGGAUUUUGCGGAGAAACUCGCGCUGCUCAAGCACCAGGAAAGUAUACUCGGCGGUUUCCGGUAUCGAAACUGUAGCGAGAUUCGGGACACAAUUCGGAAGGAAGCGUAUCUGCUCGGCCGAAAUCAUCUCAACCACGGUAUAGUCGAUCACCUGGUACAGCACCAGAGUUGCAUGCUGCUGGGACACCUGCUGGACUUUGGUAAGAUGGACGAGUUUCUCAAACCGCUGUCCUACCUAAUGGAAAGCGUAAGUGCGAUAUCGUGCGGACGUCCACUGUACGACAUUCUGGCGGAUGUUCGGUCCCGUGUUGAGUUCUGCUACAGCUUGGCAAUGCUUAGCAACGAUGAGGAUAUCCUGUCGAAGAUUGUGGCCGAUUUCGGGUAUGGACAGAUCGAUGCCAUUCCAAUGGUGUUCAACUUUGAUCGGUUGUUUGCUAGCUUUCUUGAAACACACCCGGACUAUAACGUGAACGCGGAGAGUAAUGCGGAGAUACUGCACUACGCGGUGCUUUCCGGCAAUGUAGAGCUACUUAACUUGCUGCUGGAUCAGUGCCAUGACCUUAACCAGCGCGACGAAUGUGGUCAAACACCGCUCGAUGUGGCCUGCAAGCUGAGCAACGUGGAGAUGGUCAAGGCCCUGACGAAUGCGGGAGCCCGUUGGUACACUAACGGAGAGCACGGGUACAGCCAAUAUUCGUGGAUCUUUCUCAACAACGAUCAGGACGCGAUUGUGUUUCUCAAGAAUAACGAGUUGCUUAGUGCCAAAAUAGCCGGUGCCUGUGUCGACCUGUUCCUACAGUACUGCGACGAUAGCAAUGAGGAGAUCGUUGAGUUCAUGCUUGCCAAUGAGGCCGUGAAGUACGCGAGUAUCUACACAAAAGCCGUCACCUUUCGACGCCUAAACGUGUUACGGUUUCUGGUUGAAAGUGACCGGAAGGUGAAAAGUAACGUGAAUCGGAAGGAAGUGUCCGGACAGGGUCUUACGCCGUUACAGAUUGCCGCUCGCAAGGGGUACCCCGAUGUGACGCAGGUACUUCUUCAGCACGGUGCCAACGUUCUAUUGCGCGACGUAAACGGGAACAGUGCGCUGCAUUUUGCUGUUGAGUGUGGAUGUGUGAAAACGGUACGGUUACUUCUACGACACGGUGCCAGUUCAGGUGUAAGGAACUCGCUGGGGAAAAGCCCGUUAGAACUAGCGAUCGCAAGUGAACAUCGGAAGAUAUCUCGGAUGUUACUGCACAGUGGACAAAAGGUGGAAAGUAUAUCGCUACCGGAACGGUUACGAAAUCAGAGCAUUGUGAACGAGCUGUUGUUUGUGACCAAACCGUUUGAGUACUGUCUUUCACCCGCCGAUGUGUGUAGUGAUAGCUUUACGCCUUUGCAUCAUGCAAGGGAAGAGUGUACGAUACAGCAGCUACUCCAGUUUUACGAGGUAGAUGUGGCUAGUCCUCGGUACCGCACAACUCCACUCCAUUUGGCCUGCCUUUGCAACGAACCGCAGCGUGUGAAGGCUCUUCUCAAACAUGGCGCAAAUCCGAUGCUUUCCAAUGAGGAAGGAUGGACACCACUUCUGCUAGCGGUUAGCAAUCGCAGUAUAUCCAUUGUGGAGACGUUACUCAAACACGACACUUUCAACACGCAACCAACCAAUAGAGAAGAUCUCAACACUGUGCUAGCGAUUGCGAUCAGAAAGCAAUCAAUCGACAUUGCUAAUCUAUUGCUAGAGAUGGGAGCAUCGAUCGAUACGAUCGGUAAAACACAACAUCCACCCCAACAUCAACAUCCCCUUCAGCUGUUCUUCUGUGCUGCUCGCGAAGGUUACAACCGGAUAUUGGAGUACCUCCUGGAGAGUGCUCUGUUCGAUGUUAACACGAAGGAUACAAUCGGUUCUACCGCUCUGUUUCACGCCCUCUCGAGGGCACCACUCGCAACGCUAGACAUCUUGGUUCGACAUGGUGCAGACGUGGAGCACUGCAAUCAAUUCGGCCACAAUGUGCUCUCGAUCGCCGUCAUGAACAAUCGGCUGGAUGCGUUGCAGUACUUCGUUAACAACUUUCCCGCGCUGGUACACUUUCUCGAUGCGGUGGAAGCCGACACGAAGAAUUCCGUCCUUCACUUGGCCGUAUUGCGCGGGGCACUCGAUAUAGUGCAAUACUGCGUGAAGCUCCACCGGGUAGGAGGGGUCAGUUUGGACGCACAGAACAAGGAAGGCUUUACGGCGCUUCACAUCAGUGCGCAAACAGGGCAUGAAGCUAUCUUCGGGUACCUGCUCGGACACGGUGCCAACGCUACCAUACCCUCCGCCAAUGGGCAAUCCAUUCUGCACACGGCUAUCUGCAACCGGAACCUGUGCAUCGUGCAAUCCAUCCUACGGGCCGGAGUUUUAUCGCUCGAUCAAGAUCUCUUCGAUCACGAGCAACGCUCUCCGCUACACUAUGCCGUGUUUUCGCGCCAUGUUGCUGUCGUGCGUGAGAUACUGAAGCUUCCCAACCUGCCACUAAAUCACGUUGACGUGCGCGGCAACACAGCGCUCCAUCUGGCGGCGGAAUUCCAGUACGUCGAUAUCUACAAUUUGCUCCAAAAGCGCAUCGACAACGAGCGACGGAACGUGAACGGGAAGCGUGCCAUCGAUGUGCUGCUGCGCAAGUAAAUGUAUAUGUUAUUUAAAGUUGUACAGUUUGUUUCUACUUCCGUCUGUGAACUAUCUCAUCCACCGGUGGAAUGCUGGAAGACGAAUAGGAAAAUGUGUGUACAAGAAAUACCCUAAUGAAGGUGCAAUUAUUUGUUUUUGUACGAUCUACACCUGAUCGAGAUGCGCUUUGCGAGGCAUUGUGUAUAGAAAUUACUAACUCUACUAGCUAGUGGCAAUCACGCGAAAGAAAGCCUGUUGCAAGUUUGCCGCGUCUGUAUUGUGAGACUCUUCGUAACAAAUCGCCAUCGAGAAGAAGUAACCAUUCAGUGGGUACGAUCGCCAACUUGCGAUCGUAUCGCUAAAAUUAACUGCUUAAACUUACAACAAACGUUCUUUCCGCCAUUUUGUUUCCUUCGUCCUGUGUUUACACACUUGCGACCGUGAGGAGCACUGAAACGUGCUUGUGAAGAUAGUAAAAAUUGUAUUGUCUAUAUGGGAGGCAGCUAAGCAUUCUAAGCAAAUAUUACAUAUUUAAACGUGCAUAUGUGUAACGUACGUGUAUCGAACGGCAAUAAUGCGGUCCAGUUAAAUGCACGACAAACUCUCUAGCUAAAUGUAACAAACAGCCAAUGCGACAACACCGUUUGUACCAUUCAUUCGUCAUCAGCAAUCGUUUACUUACUUGUGUCAAACAAUCGUUUUCAACCCACGGUUAACAUGCAACGCAUGAGUGAAGGCGCGUAACGUUGGUCGACAGCCGGUAACAGAAUCACUAUUGCACCCGAUUAAAACCAUACUCACUAUAAUCCCAAACAGCAACUCCCUUGCUCUUGGGAAUCAACUCACAUAAAUGCAACCAUUAUCGUGUACGAUCGAGCCCACCCUUUUCCAGGCGAGUUAACCGAUGCCAACCGUCGCCAACAUGGCUACUGACUAUCGUCUGCCGUUCGAUUCCACAAGCGCAAUAGAUUUUAAGCAAACAAUCCACAAACUACUCGCCAGUAUGCAAUAGAACAUCUUCCCAAUAAGAACGAAGCCGCACACGCACACACAAACCAACACCAAACAGGCCAACAUCCUUAUAGGCACAAAUGAAAGGACUUCGUGUUUGAAAAUCGCCAGUCAAAAUCGCAGCACAAACCGAUGACCUGUUCCAUUCUACCUUCCCGUUUUUUGCUAAAUGGGUAUGGUUACCAUUUGUCCGAUGGUGGCAUCAAUAGAACCGGAUUACUUAUCUACUAGCUAGAUCUGUUAAUAAAGUUGCUUGGAAGAAGUUGACCGAGGCACUAAGCCAUUUGGAAAAAGAUCAUUUUGUUAUGCAGAUAGCAUACCUUCACGCGUACUGUGACAAACUUUCGUUUAACGCCCACAGCGUAUGCAAUCUGCGUAACAUAAUUACCUUCUGGCAGCUUAAUAACAACUUCUUUAGCAGCUUUUUUCUGCAGGUUGGCUUCAAACAGCUUGCAAUUAAUGUAAAAAAAGUCACAAUAAUACCACACCGAAUCAGUUACAGUGCGUAUAAAUACAAGAUUCCGUUUUCCGCAUCCAUGCAAUAACCAAUGUCUCUACAUUUUUACAAAUUCACGUAUAGUAAAUAGUAACAGUGUCCUGCAUAUAGCACAAACCCAGGAUAACAAAGCGUAAUUAAUGUAUCAAAUCCCACUUAACAUAUAAAACCGCAACGGCAGAUGACAGUUCGGUAGCUAGUAUGGUCAACAAGUGCUGGCUCAAAAGUACACGGUGAUGUUCUGAACUACAACAAUUCCGAUUAAAAGAAACUAAAGCAGAUAUAACAUAAGCAGUAUCAAAUGGUACAACUACAAUAACAAUAGAAUGGAUCCGUACAGAACUACAACCUUGCCAAUCGGUUGAGUUGGAAGAAUACAAAAAGUGCGAUCUUUGUCGGUACUUUUAAUUCUUUCAAUAACCGAAGGCACCGCAAACCACAACAAAAAAAACAAUAGUACCGACAGUUCUUACCAGUAAGCGUGCUGGAAUUCCCUCGUGGAAAAUCAUACAUCUAUGUUUUCCACGAGACAAACUACGUUUUGAGUUUGAAAAAUACAACUGUCAUGUAGAGGGAUCGAUCAAGGACCUUCAUCAGAUGAUGUUUGGAAGUUUUUCUUCAUUUUGUAUUAUUGAUAGUCUAGUCAUUACUCAUUACGGUACUAGACUGAGGUUCUAAACGAUUUUUAACAGAAAAAAUUUACGCGAAGCCAUACAAGUAUGUUCUCUGAUCGAUACGACCGACACUUGCGUAUAAUUUAAAUUAUAAUAGAAUUCAUGCUAGGAAUACAUAAAAGCACAACCAUGCUCAAUUUUACUUAGCAUGAAUUGCAUCAUCUCUUGCGUUCCUAUGUACUUGAAGACGGUAUAAUUUUAUAAAAGUAAGCAUAAGUAAAAAUCGUAUCGUAAAAAUCGUAUCAUUACGCAAAAAAUACACAAAUUUCGGCAACAUUUUGAUACACGGUUCCAACAUUAAGUCUAAUAAUGAAUAGGUAACACGGUAAUAAUUUGGUACACGUUCUGAAAGUUAUUAACAGCAAAAAACGCAAAGUAAUAAGUAAUUCACCACAAGUUCGCAAGACGUAAGCAUAUAUAUUGUGUGAACUGAUGAUAAUAUGUCUGGCACAACAGUAAAAUCGCAAACAAUCAAAGAGAAAAUCGUAACUGUAUUUAAAACAAAAAUGAUGCCAAGAAUAAAACCAAUCCGAAUGGUCCGUAAAAGACGAGAAGGGUAGGAAACAGCAGCAGUACUUUAACACACCACAAUCAAUGUUGAAAAUAAAACCAAAUGGCCAAUAAAGGUAACUGAGUAAGAUAAAGAACAGGACGCAGCAAAGAAGAUAUUUAACUAAAACGAAACUAGCAAGAUGAUGUAGACAGAUGUAUGCCAAUUUCAAACAAACCCGUAAUGCAAAAGGCAAAACAGAAAAAGUAUUCCAGAAAUGUAAGUUGUUAAACCUACACCUUUGUUAAGAUCAUAUAUGUUUGUGUGUUCGGUUUCUCACUGGGCACGAAGUUGAAAGAGUGGAAAGAGGCAGUAAAGAGAGAUAAAAGUAACGAGAAAGAAGAAGAACAGAGAGAGAGAGAGAAAGAUAGAAAAAGUGAAAGCAGAAAUUUUCAAAACAACCAACUAGCGCAUUUGGUGACCACUUUUAGAGUAUUAACGUGAGACUUGAGCAAGAAAACUAUAAAAGAAAAAAAACAUAAAAAACAAGUAACAAUCCAUGCACUAAAAACACGAUGCCCAAAAACAAACCUCGGCACCAAACCAUGGUGAGCAACCAUUUUGAAACCCUUUACGAAGGCCAGUAUAUAGCAGUAGGACAGACCACCCCACGUGGUGAAACUGAUGGAGGCGCACAUGCAAAGAUGAUUUUUUACACGAAAUAAAAUAUUUUUUUUAUUUUCAAGUGAUUUAAACCA